AUGUCUAUGUCAAAUCCCACGUGUAUUGAUCCAAAUCCCACGUGUAUUGAUCAAAAUCCCACCUGUAUUGAUAAAAAUCCCACCUGUAUUGAUCCAAAUCCCACGUGUAUUGAUCAAAAUACCACCUGUAUUGAUAAAAAUCCCACCUGUAUUGAUCAAAAUACCACCUGUAUUGAUAAAAAUCCCACCUGUAUUGAUAAAAAUCCCACCUGUAUUGAUCAAAAUCCCACGUGUAUUGAUCAAAAUCCCACCUGUAUUGAUAAAAAUCCCACCUGUAUUGAUCAAAAUCCCACCUUUAUGGAUCAAAAUCCCACCUGUAUUGACCAAAAUCCCACCUGUAUUGAUCAAAAUCCCACCUGUAUUGAUCAAAAUCCCACCUGUAUUGACCAAAAUCCCACCUGUAUUGAUCAAAAUACCACCUUUAUGGAUCAAAAUUCCACCUGUAUGGAUCAAAAUCCCACCUUUAUUGAUCAAAAUCCCACCUGUAUGGAUCAAAAUCCCACGUGUAUUGAUCAAAAUACCACCUGUAUUGAUAAAAAUCCCACCUGUAUUGAUAAAAAUCCCACCUGUAUUGAUCAAAAUCCCACGUGUAUUGAUCAAAAUCCCACCUGUAUUGAUCAAAAUCCCACCUGUAUGGAUCAAAAUCCCACCUGUAUUGACCAAAAUCCCACCUGUAUUGAUCAAAAUCCCACCUGUAUUGAUCCAAAUCCCACCUUUAUGGAUCAAAAUCCCACCUGUAUUGACCAAAAUCCCACCUGUAUUGAUCAAAAUUCCACCUGUAUUGACCAAAAUCCCACCUGUAUUGAUCAAAAUCCCACCUGUAUUGAUCAAAAUCCCACCUGUAUUGACCAAAAUCCCACCUGUAUUGAUCAAAAUCCCACCUGUAUUGACCAAAAUCCCACCUGUAUUGAUCAAAAUACCACCUUUAUGGAUCAAAAUUCCACCUGUAUGGAUCAAAAUCCCACCUUUAUUGAUCAAAAUCCCACCUGUAUGGAUCAAAAUCCCACCUGUAUGGAUCAAAAUCCCACCUGUAUUGAUAAAAAUCCCACCUGUAUUGAUCAAAAUCCCACAUGUAUUGACCAAAAUCCCACCUGUAUUGACCAAAAUCCCACCUGUAUUGACCAAAAUCCCACCUUUAUGGAUCAAAAUCCCACCUUUAUGGAUCAAAAUCCCACCUUUAUGGAUCAAAAUCCAACCUUUAUGGAUCAAAAUCCCACCUGUAUUGACCAAAAUCCCACCUGUAUUCACCAAAAUCCCACCUUUAUGGAUCAAAAUCCCACUUGUAUUGACCAAAAUCCCACCUGUAUUGAUCAAAAUCCCACCUGUAUUGACCAAAAUCCCACCUGUAUUGAUCAAAAUCCCACCUGUAUGGAUCAAAAUCCCACCUGUAUUGACCAAAAUCCCACCUGUAUUGACCAAAAUCCCACCUGUAUUGAUCAAAAUCCCACCUGUAUUGACCAAAAUCCCACCUGUAUUGACCAAAAUCCCAUCUGUAUUGAUCAAAAUCCCACCUGUAUUGACCAAAAUCCCACCUGUAUUGACCAAAAUCCCACCUGUAUUGACCAAAAUCCCACCUGUAUUGACCAAAAUCCCACCUGUAUUGAUCAAAAUCCCACCUGUAUUGACCAAAAUCCCACCUGUAUUGACCAAAAUCCCUCCUGUAUUGACCAAAAUCCCACCUGUAUUGACCAAAAUCCCACCUGUAUUGACCAAAAUCCCUCCUGUGUGAAUUAG
Molecule: messenger RNA, 1734 nt
Organism: Procambarus clarkii (red swamp crayfish)
Lineage: Eukaryota; Metazoa; Arthropoda; Malacostraca; Decapoda; Cambaridae
Product: zonadhesin-like
Source: RefSeq, a predicted model, not a curated record